AUGAAAUCAAGCCAAAAGAGCAGUGGUAAUGCGGAUAUAGAUAUUGGAACGUCUAUCGAAGUCAUUCAAACAUAUGAGUAUGUUUACAAUCUUAUGCAUAAAGAUUAUAAGAAUUCGAAAAAGAAAGAUGCAGCGUGGGAGGUAAUUGCGGAAACCGUGAACGCUAGUGUGGAAGAGUGCCAGAAGCUAUGGAAAAGCCUAAGGGACCGUUUUGUGAAAGAGAAAAAUAAAAUACAUUCUGGAAUGGAGGCACCAGAAAGUUCAUGGCCACAUUUUAACAGCAUGCUAUUUUAUGGCAAUUUUUCUAGGAAAAGAAAAACAUAUACUGCAACAAAAGCAGUAGAAAAAAAAAUCCGACAUAGUGAAGAAGAGAGUGAACCUUCUUCUAUUGGCUCGUAUUCACCAAUAGAAAUCAUUUAUGAGGAUGAGCAAGGAACCUCUCAAGAUAUGGAUUCAGCCAGAAAUUACGAAACCCCAUCCACUUCAAAAGGCUUAUUUACUCCAAAAGGAUCAACAAAGGCAUCAAAGCGGCAUGAUGCUGAAAUUUCAAAUUUGAUAAUGGCCGCUGAGAAAAUUGUUAGUGGUAUAGCUGCAGACAGAUGUGAAAAAACAUCUGUAAAUAAAACCUUUUCACAGUAUGUCUGUGCACGUUUAGACGCAAUGAAUGCUGAAGAUGCUGCUGAAGCAAGAAAGCAGAUAUGUGCAUAUUUAGAGUAG
Molecule: messenger RNA, 717 nt
Organism: Diabrotica balteata
Lineage: Eukaryota; Metazoa; Arthropoda; Insecta; Coleoptera; Chrysomelidae
Source: the annotation of a GenBank genome assembly